Lodderomyces parapsilosis is the source of this 291-nucleotide messenger RNA. It is a transcript of the gene SNP3, whose product is annotated as Sm-like protein. Lineage: Eukaryota; Fungi; Ascomycota; Pichiomycetes; Serinales; Debaryomycetaceae. Gene Ontology annotation, cellular component: Lsm1-7-Pat1 complex; precatalytic spliceosome; catalytic step 2 spliceosome. Gene Ontology annotation, molecular function: RNA binding. The record is from RefSeq and is a predicted model, not a curated record. The transcript has 2 exons. The coding region runs from base 1 to 291 and encodes 96 amino acids. Gene Ontology annotation, biological process: mRNA splicing, via spliceosome.
AUGUUGUUUUUCAGCUUCUUCAAAACAUUGGUAGACCAGGAGGUCACCGUUGAAUUAAAGAAUGAUAUGGAAAUAAGAGGGAUAUUAAAGUCAGUGGACCAAUACUUGAACUUGAAGUUAGAUGAUGUAACGUGCACAAAUUGUGACAAAUAUCCUUACUUAGAUGCUGUCAAAAAUCUAUUCAUUAGAGGGUCAACUGUGCGAUAUGUGCAUAUGAAUCCCAACUCAGUUGAUUGCACAUUACUACAAGAUGCAUCGAGAAGAGAGGCCAUGGUGCAAGCUUCGAAAUGA